CCAUGAAGGAGGAGAGGAAUUGGGUUUUCUUCUUGGGGUUGUGGGGUUAAAGAGUGGCGGCGGCUGGCCAACAACUUUGGGUUCCAGACAUGGAAAAGACUGACAGCAUUGACUUUAGGGCUCUGGAGAAGGAGCUACAGGCUGCACUCUAUGCUGAUGAGAAAUACCAAAGAGAGAAUGCCGCUAAGUUCCGGGCUGUGGAACAGAAGGUGGCUUCCUAUGAAGAGUUCAGGGACAUUGUGCUUGCCUCACACUUGAAACCUUUAGAGCGAAAGGACAAAAUGAAUAUUAAGAAGACAGUGCUUUGGAACUGCCAUGUGUCCCAGAAAGGCACCACUCAGGAGGAGGGCACUGUUAUCUCCCAGGAGGGAGAUUGUCAGCCUGAGACAUCAUCAGAUUUCUAUAGGACUUGGCGCCGCUACCUGCGAAGUGGACCAGAGCGCUACCAGGCCCUAUUACAACUUGGAGCCCCCAAUCUGGGCCACCUCUUCCGGGCAGAUGUGGGUUUUGGACUUUUGGGUGAACUGCUGAUGACAUUGGAAGAGAAUUUUAAGCCAGCUGACCAUGCUGCUGUAUUGGGGAUCCUUCAUAGCCUAUCAAGAACAGGCCGAUUUGACCUCAACAUGACCCUGCUGAGCAGUAACGAGAGAGAGAGCUGUCAGAAAUUAUUCCAGAAACUUCAGGAUAUGGAUGUUACCAGGCCCAUAGAAGAAGAUCUGAACUAUAAGGAGCAAGAGCUAGAGAAACCAUACCCUGGGAAUGAUGGGAGUGAGAAACUUCUACAGGAACUAUCAGAGCUAUACCAAGUCAGCUAGAGAUGUUAUCUUCCCUCAGGAAAAACAGCAAACCUAACUAGCUAUUGGAGAUUUUUUAUGUUCUAGUCAGUCCUUAAUAUCAUUCGCCAUCUUGCUGCCUGACCUCAAUCUUUUCCUUUCAACCUUGCCUCUCCAGAACUGUAGCAAAAGGUUGGUCUCAUUCAUCCUAACCUUAAAUAGGUCUAUUUAAAACUAUGUACUUCCAAAUAGCCAGAAGCUCUUAACGGAGCACUAAUAAACUGUAAGGAAUUUGGUUUCUUAUCCUUAAAGUCUACCAAGAAUGGCACCCUGGCCCUAAGAUUAAAAUCCUAUACUUGGUGCUUCCUACCAACCCAUGCAAGCAGAAUUUUUAAAUCAAUGAUUAUUAAUUAUGCCCAUUAACAUCUACAAAUAUCUAC
Messenger RNA from Gracilinanus agilis (Agile Gracile Mouse Opossum), 1213 nucleotides. RefSeq names its product coiled-coil domain containing 103 (gene DNAAF19). Lineage: Eukaryota; Metazoa; Chordata; Mammalia; Didelphimorphia; Didelphidae. Gene Ontology annotation, cellular component: outer dynein arm. The record is from RefSeq and is a predicted model, not a curated record. The coding region runs from base 90 to 815 and encodes 241 amino acids. The transcript has 4 exons. Gene Ontology annotation, biological process: inner dynein arm assembly; epithelial cilium movement involved in extracellular fluid movement; determination of left/right symmetry.